This is a messenger RNA of Paralichthys olivaceus (Japanese flounder), 2829 nucleotides long. RefSeq names its product serine protease 56 (gene prss56). The record is from RefSeq and is a predicted model, not a curated record. Gene Ontology annotation, biological process: proteolysis. NCBI's taxonomy places the organism in Eukaryota, Metazoa, Chordata, Actinopteri, Pleuronectiformes, Paralichthyidae. Gene Ontology annotation, molecular function: serine-type endopeptidase activity.
AUGCUGCUGCUGAUAUCACUGCUGUUCAUGGGGCUGGGUUGCUUGCUGGGGGCGCCAACAGGUAGAGAGGUCUACAGGAUGCCCCAGAGUGCACUCAAAGCGCUGUCUGAUCGUGGUACAGUGGUACUUGAGGCGGCCAUGACCAGCGCCCUGUCUGCUCUCGAGCGUGCAUCCUCUGAGAGAGGUCGUGCUGAGGCUGGCUGCCGAGGUUGUGUUCCCUGUCUGUUUCAGGACUGUGGGCAACUGUCUGGGUCCUGCUCAUCUCCUGCCAGUGCCUUGUCAGAGCCCAGCUGUGACAUCAUCAGUAAGGCCCAGAAGCUUCAGGAUGAAGCACAGCGGAGUUGGGCUCUGAGCCAGGCCUGUGCAUACUACCAGCAUCGCUGCCCACCUGGUGUACUGGACAAGGAGAGCUGCAUCAGGAUCAUGGGGGAGAGUUGCAGUGCCCGAGUCCUCCAGUGCAGCCUGCUGAACACAAUGCAGAACCUGGAACCUGCUACUCAGACACAUGCACAGGCGGUGUGCGGUCAGAGGUCGUCUGCGGUGCAAAACAUCACUCAGCCUCGCUCCAGGAUUGUGGGCGGCUCCCCUGCUCCUCCAGGCAGCUGGCCCUGGCUGGUCAACCUGCAGCUAGAUGGCGGCCUGAUGUGCGGAGGGGUUCUGGUAGACAGCUCCUGGGUGGUCACUGCUGCACAUUGCUUUGCAGGCAGUCGCAGUGAGAGCUACUGGACGGCCGUAGUAGGGGAGUUUGACAUCACCAAGACUGACCCUGAUGAACAAGUUCUUAAAGUGAACCGCAUCAUCCCUCAUCCGAAGUUUAACCCAAAGACAUUUAACAACGAUAUAGCUCUGGUGGAGCUGACAUCACCAGUGGUCCUGUCUGAACAUGUCACUCCAGUGUGUCUGCCCUCUGGCAUGGAGCCCCCUACUGGCAGCCCGUGUCUGGUGGCAGGCUGGGGCUCCCUCUAUGAGGAUGGGCCGUCUGCUGAUGUCGUGAUGGAGGCCAAGGUUCCCCUGCUGCCUCAGAGCACCUGUAAGAGUGCCCUCGGCAAAGAGCUGGUCACCAACACCAUGCUGUGUGCUGGCUAUCUCUCUGGAGGCAUUGACUCCUGUCAGGGAGACUCUGGAGGUCCCCUGAUCUACCAAGAUCGAAUUUCUGGUCGCUUCCAGCUCUAUGGCAUCACUUCUUGGGGAGACGGCUGUGGAGAGAAAGGCAAGCCUGGAGUCUACACACGGGUUUUUGCUUUCUCUGACUGGAUUCAGGCCGAGAUACAGAAGUCGUUUGGGAGCCGAGAGCCAACGUGUCCAGAGCUACUCAAGACAACAGAGAUGACAGAAGAGGAACAAAGAUCAGAAUUCAGCUCCUUAUGUCACUUCUACACCCUGACCUGUCCCCGGGGUCAGUCUGCCAGCACUUGCAGCCGCAUGGCCGAGGACAAAUGCCUCACCCGCUUCAAGAAAUGUCAGAUGCGUUCGUUCCUGCAGACCCUGCUGGAUCUCCUCCAGAGAGCUGAAGACUACAUCAGGGACAAAGUGGACUUGACCUUCUUCACCCAGACUCUACCUCAGCUGGUGGAGCACAUCUACAGCACAGCUUUCACUCACACCAGAGAGAGGAGAGACCUGGGGCUGAGCCAGUGUCUCACACAGAUAGAAGAACAGCUUGGUGGAGCUGUGGUGCCUGAAGAGCUGGGUCCCUCACCACUGCCUCCGGCCCUAUUCAAAGAGGUGGGCCCUUUGGUGGACGACUGGGAGAAAUACCUGAGGAACGUGGCUGAGGACCUGGACAAACAGCACACUGACACAUCCACAGACAUCUCCUCUGCACCAGCAUCACAGGAGCACAACAUUUUCUCACAGACGGAAGACUCCUCUGUGCUUGAGCUAGAGGGACAAUAUCGAUCCAUCAUCUCAGCUCUACGCUCCAAAUUGGACUCUAGAGCUGCCCCUCCCAUCAUGCACCUGGACACAACCUACCUCCAGAAAGAGUCUCCCAUCGUUUCCCCCUUCCCAACGUCUUCUCCCGGGAAGCCGCUCCACGCCGCUUCCUCGACCGAGGAGGAAUCCCCAGAGCCGUGGUCACUCUUAAAAGCCUUGAUGAACGAAAUUGAAAAAUUGAGAACACAAGAUGAGAUUGUGCCAAAAGAUGCGUCUCAAGGUGAAACCUUCUCGAGUAGAGAUGCUUUUCCUGAUGUAACGUGGAGUGCCACGUCUGAGGAUUUUACUUUUGUUGGGACUGAAGAUGGAACAGAUUUACAAACUUUAGUGUCAGCACUUCCAGUUCACCCAACAACUACUGUCCAGACAGUGACUGAGGGCGACCACAGAGAAAUGACGGUUGACCCCAGACAAACUGUGAAUGUUGUAAAGGCUCAAAGUCUUCAGCGGAAGUACAGGAGCCUUCUACGCAAGAGGCAGAUACCUGGAGCGAGUGGGAAAAUUUGUCCUGGAGUGAGAGAAUCCUCACAGCAGGUCAGCCAAGUCAGAGACUCAUACAGCUGGGUCCUAAACAUCCCAAACAAAAACCUGCGUAUGAAUUUCCAAGAGGUGUUAGUUGAUCUGAGCUCGAAGAACGAUCGAGGACUCUACCAGGCACGGGUCAGGGCACUGGUGGGAGGACGACCUUUAACCUUCUACAGUCUCGUCGGCCUUGAGAAUGAGUCAUUCUACCGAAGUGUACCAAGGAUCAUUGCUAUGGCACUGGAGGCGCUCAAGACUUGAUUUCUCGUGACAGUGAAGUGAGAUAACUUGAAGGUAAAAGACAUGGAGACGAUGGCACAAACACUCAGAGAGACGUGUGUGAAAAGCACCAGGAAAUCCCUGUCGCGGGAC